UCGAGGGGGAGGAGGCGGUGGUAUCCCAUCGCUCCGAGGAAGGCUCGGCAUUUGCAAAUUCCGGCUGCGGAGGAGAGCGGGGAGCAUCCUAACCCCGGGCAGCAGUCGCAGAACAGGACGAAGCUUCCCGGAUCCUCGUUAUCCCAGCGCUGUCCGCGCUAUCCUUCCCUCUGCCGCUGUGCCUCCUGCGGCGAGGAGCGGCAGCCGCGGAGACCCUGUCUAUCUCCGAGCCGCGCAGACAGAGCCCUGGGCUAAAUAGUCAUGACAGCUGAAAAGACUAUUCCUAUCAUUAAUGGCAAACCAGAAGAUGCUUUGGACCAAGAAGCCUCAAGUACCAACCUCGUCCACAGCAAUGAUAAAAAAGUUCAUGAAAGAGGUCACUGGAACAAUAAGGUUGAAUUUGUGCUUUCUGUGGCAGGGGAGAUUAUUGGGUUGGGCAAUGUAUGGAGAUUCCCAUAUCUUUGCUACAAAAAUGGAGGAGGUGCUUUCCUCAUCCCCUAUGUGGUUUUCUUCAUUUGCUGUGGAAUACCAGUGUUUUUCUUGGAGACGGCUUUGGGUCAGUUUACUAGUGAAGGAGGCAUUACGUGCUGGAGGAAAGUUUGCCCCCUGUUUGAAGGCAUCGGAUAUGCUACCCAAGUUAUAGAGGCACAUCUAAAUGUAUAUUACAUCAUCAUUUUAGCGUGGGCCAUCUUCUAUUUGUUUAACUGCUUUACUACAGAGCUUCCUUGGGCAACCUGUGGGCAUGACUGGAAUACAGAAAACUGUGUGGAAUUUCAAAAACUUAAUAUGACCAACUGCAGUCAAGUCUCUUUACAAAAUGCCACUUCUCCAGUGAUGGAAUUCUGGGAACGCAGGGUGCUGGCUAUAUCUGAUGGUAUUGAACAUAUUGGGAAUCUUCGCUGGGAGCUUGCACUGUGCCUCCUUGCUGCCUGGACUAUCUGCUAUUUCUGCAUUUGGAAAGGAACAAAGUCUACUGGAAAGGUUGUGUACGUAACAGCCACGUUCCCCUACAUCAUGUUGAUGAUUCUUCUGAUUCGUGGAGUAACAUUACCAGGUGCUGCUGAGGGGAUAAAAUUCUACCUGUACCCUGACCUUUCCCGACUGUCUGACCCACAGGUGUGGGUGGACGCCGGUACUCAGAUAUUUUUCUCUUACGCAAUCUGCUUGGGGUGCCUGACAGCCCUGGGUAGUUACAACAACUACAAUAAUAACUGCUACAGAGACUGCAUCAUGCUCUGCUGCUUGAACAGUGGCACAAGCUUUGUUGCUGGUUUUGCUAUCUUUUCAGUUCUUGGAUUUAUGGCUUAUGAACAAGGUGUGCCCAUUGCAGAAGUUGCAGAAUCAGGACCAGGACUCGCAUUCAUUGCUUACCCUAAAGCUGUUACCAUGAUGCCCCUUUCUCCUCUGUGGGCAGCUCUGUUCUUCAUGAUGCUUAUAUUCCUUGGAUUAGACAGUCAGUUCGUGUGUGUUGAAAGCAUCGUGACAGCUGUUGUAGAUAUGUACCCAAAGAUUUUCCGCAGGGGCUACAGAAGAGAGCUGUUGAUCCUCGGCCUUUCCAUUGUGUCAUACUUCAUUGGCCUAAUAAUGUUAACUGAGGGUGGGAUGUACGUCUUCCAGUUAUUUGACUCUUAUGCAGCCAGUGGCAUGUGCCUUCUGUUUGUUGCCAUAUUUGAGUGUGUCUGCAUAGGCUGGGUUUAUGGCAGCAAUCGCUUUUAUGAAAACAUUGAAGAUAUGAUUGGGUACAAACCUCUCUCACUGAUUAAAUGGUGCUGGAUGGUCUUAACUCCAGGUAUUUGCGCAGGAAUCUUCAUCUUCUUCCUAGUGAAAUACAAGCCUUUGAAAUACAACAAUGUGUAUAUAUACCCUGACUGGGGCUAUGGCAUAGGGUGGAUGAUGGCACUCUCUUCCAUGAUCUGCAUCCCUUUGUGGAUUGGCAUUAAGCUGUGGAAGACAGAAGGCACUUUGAUAGAGAAAUUCAGGAAGUUGACUACACCUAGCUCAGAUCUGAAAAUGAGAGGCAAACUUGGAGGAGGAGCCUACAUUGCAGCAAUAAAUGACUGCGAUGUCAAACUGAAAGGAGAUGGCACCAUUUCAACGAUUACAGAAAAAGAGACACAUUUCUGAAAGAACUAUUUUUUUGGUUUUUUUUUUAUAAAUAAAUAAAUACACUUAAUUAUAGAAGUUGGCUUGUUUUGCACAAGAUUUUAUUAACCAGUUAAUUUUAAAGUGAAAAUUGUAUACUUGUUUAAAAGUGAUUUUUUUAAAUUACUAUGUAAGUAAUGAUUAUGUACAAGAAAAAGAACUAGUAUUAUACGGUACGUUAGCGAUGGCUUCUUGUAAUAUGGUGAUUUCAGUAAAUGUUUUUUAGAAGCUAGAGCAACCUGUAUAAUGUGCUGUAAAACUUUUCUACUUUGAUUUCUGGCAGGUGUAAUGUUAUAUAGCUCUUUGCAUUCUAAUCUGUGAGCAUUCAGACCAUUUCAGCUUUCAAUGUAUGUAUAUAGAGGGGACCAGAAUAUCCUGUUCAUACUGGAAGAAAUUGUGAGGGGAUGGGGGAAGACUGUACGGCUGUUGCGUGCUGCUAUCUAACUGCGGCUAGUGUCUGGUGCCCACUGGAAUCGGAGGGAGCCUUUCCAGGGACUUUGCCUCACGCCAUGGUGAUUCAGCCUUUCCCCUGGCCAGAGCAGCCUGAGU
Messenger RNA from Cuculus canorus (common cuckoo), 2691 nucleotides. RefSeq names its product sodium- and chloride-dependent GABA transporter 3. The coding region runs from base 262 to 2124 and encodes 620 amino acids. NCBI's taxonomy places the organism in Eukaryota, Metazoa, Chordata, Aves, Cuculiformes, Cuculidae. The record is from RefSeq and is a predicted model, not a curated record. Gene Ontology annotation, cellular component: membrane. Gene Ontology annotation, biological process: sodium ion transmembrane transport. The transcript is spliced from 15 exons.